This is a messenger RNA of Syngnathus typhle (broad-nosed pipefish), 2089 nucleotides long. RefSeq names its product aminolevulinate, delta-, synthase 2 (gene alas2). Lineage: Eukaryota; Metazoa; Chordata; Actinopteri; Syngnathiformes; Syngnathidae. Gene Ontology annotation, molecular function: 5-aminolevulinate synthase activity; pyridoxal phosphate binding. Gene Ontology annotation, biological process: erythrocyte development; heme biosynthetic process; hemoglobin biosynthetic process. The transcript is spliced from 9 exons. Gene Ontology annotation, cellular component: mitochondrion; mitochondrial matrix. The coding region runs from base 1 to 1776 and encodes 591 amino acids. The record is from RefSeq and is a predicted model, not a curated record.
AUGGCUGCCUUCCUUCACCACUGUCCCUUCAUCAAGUGUGCCACCAAACCAGCUUUGAGGAGAUCAAGCCCAUUGCUCUCUCUGGCCAAUCAGUGUCCCAUCAUUGCACGUCAGAUCAGCAUCUGCAGGUCAGCUGCCUUGGCGGCCAAGUUGAGUGUCUCUCCUACCAGUCCUGACUGCCCCCAGCUUCCCACGCUGGAACAAAGGAGGAGGUUUGCUCAAACAGCUCCUCAAGUGACGGAGCCGGCAGUGUCAAAGGCUUGCCCUUUUGUCACCUCUCACAUCGGGAUGGUCCAAGCGAGCCCUGAAGUGCAGGAGGAUGUCCGAGAGGGUGUGAUGAUGUCUCUAUUGAAGGACUUAAAAGAGUCUUUUUUCCCCAAAUCACCUCAAGACAUCACCGUCAGCCACCUCCUCAAAGACAACAUGGUUGGGCCCAGCUUUGAUUACGACUACUUCUUCUCUGAGAAGAUUGCCGAGAAGAAGAAGGACCACACUUACAGAGUCUUUAAGACUGUAAACCGGAGUGUCGGCUCAUAUCCUUUUGCUGAAGAUUACUCCGUGUCGGCGCGGGAGGGCUCCCAAGUGUCUGUCUGGUGCAGCAACGACUAUCUGGGGAUGAGUCGUCACCCGCAAGUCCUCAGCACCAUCAGUGAUGCCCUGUACAAGCAUGGUGCGGGAGCAGGGGGAACCAGGAACAUCUCAGGAACCAGUCACUUCCAUGCAGCUCUGGAGAAGGAGCUGGCUGAGCUCCAUCAGAAGGACGCCGCCCUGGUCUUCUCUUCCUGCUUUGUGGCAAAUGACUCCACCCUCUUCACUUUGGCCAAAAUGUUGCCAGGCUGCGAGAUUUACUCUGAUGCUGGGAACCACGCCUCGAUGAUUCAGGGCAUCAGGAACAGCAGAUCUAAGCGCUUCAUCUUUCGCCACAAUGACAGUCGACACCUGGAGGAACUUCUGCAGCGUUCAGACCCAAAGAAGCCCAAAAUAGUUGCGUUUGAGACGGUGCAUUCAAUGGACGGCGGCAUAUGUCCCUUAGAGGAGCUGUGCGAUGUGUCUCAUCGUUACGGAGCUCUGACAUUUGUUGAUGAGGUUCACGCCGUCGGCCUGUACGGAGAACAUGGAGCCGGAGUGGGAGAGAGGGACAAUGUGAUGCAUAAGAUUGAUAUUGUGUCUGGGACUUUAGGCAAAGCCUACGGCUGUGUGGGAGGCUACAUCGCCAGCAGCACCACCCUGGUGGACACGGUGCGAUCCUUCGCCGCUGGCUUCAUCUUCACCACCGCCCUGCCCCCCAUGGCCCUGGCCGGAGCCCUGGAGUCCGUGCGGGUCCUGAAGGGCCCUGAGGGGCAGUCCCUGCGCAGAGCCCACCAGAGGAAUGUCAAACACAUGAAGCAGCUGCUCAUGGAUAAGGGCUUGCCUGUGGUCCACUGUCCUAGCCACAUCAUCCCCAUACGGGUGGGCAAUGCAGAGCUGAACACCAAGGUGUGCGACACCCUGCUGGAGAGACACAACAUCUACGUGCAGGCCAUCAACUACCCCACAGUGCCUCGCGGAGAGGAGCUGCUGCGCCUGGCUCCCUCUCCUCAUCAUCAGCCCGCCAUGAUGGAAUACUUUGUGGAGAAACUGGUAGACGUGUGGCAGGAGGUGGGGCUGGAGCUCAGCAACCUCGCAGCUGUUUCCUGCACAUUCUGUGACCGCCCGCUGCAUUUUGACCUGAUGAGUGAAUGGGAGAAGUCCUACUUUGGCAACAUGGAGCCCGAGUACAUCACGGUGUCUGCAUAGAGGACAUGGAAUUUGACCAGCUACUAACUUAAAUUGACACGUUUUGCUUUCUAUGCACCAAGAAGAAUGUAAGUGUUAACCUUCAAACAUAUCUCAAUUUAACAUUGUGUAGUUUACUUGUUUCACCUAUGACAGCUUGAUGGUUGCCGAUGUGGAUUUGAUUAAAAUUGUGCCUCCUCUAAUUUAAAAGCGUAAACCCUGCACAUUGGGCACUUUCUAAUCUAGAUGUGUAGCUUUGAAUUAAACAAGUUGUGUGACUUCUUAUUUUGUGAUGGGCUUCCAGACCUGGAAAUAAAUCAGUUCAAAUAUUGAA